Molecule: messenger RNA, 1170 nt
Organism: Diutina rugosa
Lineage: Eukaryota; Fungi; Ascomycota; Pichiomycetes; Serinales; Debaryomycetaceae
Gene: RPL3
Product: 60S ribosomal protein uL3
Exons: 1
Coding region: 1-1170 (389 amino acids)
Biological process (GO): ribosomal large subunit assembly; translation
Cellular component (GO): cytosolic large ribosomal subunit; ribosome
Molecular function (GO): RNA binding; structural constituent of ribosome
Source: RefSeq, a predicted model, not a curated record
AUGUCUCACAGAAAGUACGAAGCCCCCAGACACGGUUCGCUCGGGUUCUUGCCCAGAAAGAGAGCUGCCAGACAAAGAGGUAGAGUUAAGGCCUUCCCCAAGGACAACAAGUCGAAGCCCGUCGCUUUGACCGCCUUCCUCGGUUACAAGGCUGGUAUGACCACCACCGUCAGAGACUUGGACAGACCCGGUUCCAAGAUGCACAAGAGAGAAAUUGUCGAAGCCGCCACCGUCAUCGACACUCCUCCCAUGGUCGUCGUUGGUGUCGUCGGUUACGUCGAAACCCCCAGAGGUUUGAGAUCGUUGACCACCGUGUGGGCCGAACACUUGUCGGAAGAAGUCAGAAGACGCUUCUACAAGAACUGGUUCAAGUCUAAGAAGAAGGCUUUCACCAAGUACUCCGCCAAGUACGCCAAGUCGCCUGAGGAAGUCGAAAGAGAACUCCAAAGAAUCAAGAAGUACGCUUCGGUCGUCAGAGUGCUCGCCCACACCCAAAUCAAGAAGACCCCUCUUGCCCAAAAGAAGGCUCACUUGGCCGAAAUCCAAAUCAACGGUGGCUCGAUCUCCGACAAGGUCGACUGGGCCAAGGAACACUUCGAAAAGGAAGUGUCGGUUGACUCGGUUUUCGAACAAAACGAAAUGGUCGACGUCAUCGCCGUCACCAAGGGUCACGGUUUCGAAGGUGUCACCCACAGAUGGGGCACCAAGAAGUUGCCCAGAAAGACCCACAGAGGUUUGAGAAAGGUUGCUUGUAUCGGUGCCUGGCACCCGGCCAACGUCAACUGGACUGUUGCCAGAGCCGGUCAAAACGGUUACCACCACAGAACCUCGAUCAACCACAAGCUUUACCGUGUGGGUUCGGGUGCUGACGAAGCCAACGGUGCCACCGAAUUCGACAGAACCAAGAAGACCAUCAACCCCAUGGGUGGUUUCGUCAGAUACGGUAUGGUCAACAACGACUUCUUGUUGCUCAAGGGCUCGAUCCCCGGUAUCAAGAAGAGAGUUGUCACCGUGAGAAAGUCGUUGUACGUCGACACCUCGAGACGUGCCACUGAACAAGUCAACUUGAAGUGGAUCGACACCGCCUCGAGAUUCGGUAAGGGUAGAUUCCAAACCCCCGCCGAAAAGGCCGCCUUCAUGGGUACCCUCAAGAAGGACUUGGAAAACUAA